This is a messenger RNA of Australozyma saopauloensis, 807 nucleotides long. RefSeq names its product exosome non-catalytic core subunit. Bases 1 to 807 code for a protein of 268 amino acids. The transcript has a single exon. Gene Ontology annotation, cellular component: nuclear exosome (RNase complex); cytoplasmic exosome (RNase complex). Gene Ontology annotation, biological process: U4 snRNA 3'-end processing; TRAMP-dependent tRNA surveillance pathway; nuclear polyadenylation-dependent rRNA catabolic process. Lineage: Eukaryota; Fungi; Ascomycota; Pichiomycetes; Serinales; Metschnikowiaceae. Gene Ontology annotation, molecular function: RNA binding. The record is from RefSeq and is a predicted model, not a curated record.
AUGUCACAAAUCAUUCUACCCGGAGACUCGCUCGCAGAAUUAACACAGCUGGAAAGCGCAGUCACAAUAGGCCCAGGUAUCUAUAAAUCGCCUCGGUCACAGAACAUCAUCCCGCUGCACGCUGGAAUCCUCAAAGAAGUCACAUUAAACAAGAAAACACAAGAGAAACUUAUAUAUGUAGACAGCAACUCCAAGAGAUAUAUCCCUCAAGCAAAUGAUCUCGUUAUUGGAAUCGUCAUUGGCACGUAUUCCGAUGCUUUUAAAGUCUCUCUUCAAGAAUUCUCGAUGCCAGUGCAACUCUCCAUGAUGGCCUUCCCUAAUGCCACCAAGAAGAAUAGACCAAAUAUCAAGGUCGGCCAGGCUGUUUACGCCCGUGUUUCGGAGGCUGUGCCGGAGGUCGCUACCGAGAUCGAAUGCAUAGAUCCCGAAACGGGGAAGGAUGGAGGAUUUGGUGCCCUCGACGAGGCUGGAUACCUCUUCGAUGUGAAUAUGAACUUUGCUCGUGAAUUGCUCUUCAACAAGAGCUCUGUGUUUUUGGAGAAGCUUGCAUCCAGAGCUGCGUUUGAAAUCGCAAUUGGAAUCAACGGAAAGGUGUGGAUCAAGUGUGGAGCAACGCCUGACCCUUCAAUUGCUAAGGAAGAAGACAAAGAAGAUGUGGAUAUGGAUAAGGACCUCACGGCUGCUCGUGUGAAUGACAUGAAAAUGACCCUUGCGGCUGCUAACUAUCUCAUUUCGUGCCAGUACAUCGAGGCUGCUGAGGCAGGCGAGGCUUUGAAGAAGGCGUUCAGAGGCACUACGAAAGCAUAA